Coniophora puteana RWD-64-598 SS2 is the source of this 2089-nucleotide messenger RNA. RefSeq lists its product as uncharacterized. The record is from RefSeq and is a predicted model, not a curated record. Bases 1 to 1953 code for a protein of 650 amino acids. Gene Ontology annotation, cellular component: nucleus. Gene Ontology annotation, molecular function: nucleic acid binding. The transcript has 10 exons. NCBI's taxonomy places the organism in Eukaryota, Fungi, Basidiomycota, Agaricomycetes, Boletales, Coniophoraceae.
AUGGCCGACUUCACGGCCGUCAACCCCCAGGAUGACUGGAAACACGAUCUUCACUCCGUGUAUGCGGCAUACAUCGGGUGGUUCCAAGCGGAAAGGGUUCAAUGGUAUCUGCGAACGUGGGGACACCUCUUUGAGACGUUCAACGAGUUCCUCGCCUUCUCUUGGCCCGUCAUCACCGUGACUGACGCAUCCACCGGGCGUGCACACAUCGUCACGCAACGGCGCUCCAUCGACCUGUUCUUACGCCAGAUCCGCUCUAGGUUUGGCGAAACACUCCCAGAUCCCGAUGUAGCUAAACUCGGCAGCAACAUCGUGCGCGUCUCCCCGCUCGAGACGGCCAACCGCAUCCUCAUUCGCGUGAGCGAUUGGGCGGCGUACAAGCGCGUGCAUGCAACGCUUCCUGCUGUCAUGCUCUCUGGGAUGCGGCUUCGUGUUCGGGUGGGCGAUAUGCGCGCAAUCCGGGAGCUUUGGGGCAAGCGCGAGAAGACGUUCAUGGCGGUCGACUUCGAGUGGUCAGAGCGGAAUACGUCGACAGUGCUGGAGUGGGGCUAUGCAACGAUGCGGUGUGGAUUCUUGGACCUAAACGGUGUUUGGCCUCCAGACCCGAAUGGGAACUAUAGGGCUGGACACUACAUCGUUUCGGAGCAUCUGGACAAAGUGAAAAAUCAACGGUGUCCCACCAAUCCACAUGAGUACGCCUUUGGCGACAGCCAAGUCGUCCCAAAAGUCAAGUUCCCGCAAAUCAUCGAGACGAUAUUAAGCAGCUUGGCAAGCCCUGGAUCCGAAUCGGUUCCGAACGACCUCGUUCUCGUAGGCCACGGCAUCUCAGAAGACCUGAAGCGCUUCGAGGAACUCAAAAUCGGCAUUCCAAAAAACGUGAUCAUCCUUGACACCGCCGUUCUCUCGCGUACCGCCCUCUCUUCCUCUACCUCAAAAAGCGAAACGUUGUCUCUGCCCGCUCUACUCCGUGUGCUGGGCAUGGACGCGGGCGACCGUGUCGCACCUCACAAUGCAGGGAACGAUGCGUACCUGACGCUCGCUGCAUUCCAGCGCCUCAUGGAGUCGGAGACGCCGGACGUGCGGCCGAAGAAGAAGGGAAGGCGUCCGCGCGAGUCUUCGAUGUCCAACGGGCAGAGUCAAGUUCAGGCUCAAGCCCAUGCACAAGCACAAGCGCAGGCUCAGAUGAUGGCCCAGAUGACGCAGAUGGCGCAGAUGGGAUCCAUGAGUCCUAUGGCCCCUAUGCCAAUGGGCCAGAUGCAGGCGAUGCAGAUGGGCAUGCCGGUGCUUGGGAUGGGAUUCGGAGGGCCGAUGCAGAUGUUCCCAUCUCCUCAUCCCGGACAGUCUCCGCAGCCACCGCCGAGCUCGCAAUUCUUGUCUCCAGGGCAAGGUCACGGGCAGAGCCAGACCAUCACGGAAGGGACGAAGAGGAGGAAUUCGCAGCUUUUGGGCGUACCCGGGCCGGGUUACUCGUCGAGGACUCUUGACGGACGGAGGCACUCUAUGCUUCCGGACUUGGGGUCGGGGUCAGGCUCAGGAUCGGCGUCGGGGCACGAUAGCAGCAGGAACCGUUCGUCUAGUAGCGGGAAUGUUGCAGACACACGGAGGCUCUCGUACGACUCGCGGGGCUCUGGCUCUGGCUCUGGUCACGGAUCGGGCUCAGGUUCGGGUAUGGGAAUGGGGACGGGCACGCGAUCAGGAUCAAGCCUUGAUCCAGGAUCAUCUCGCCGUGGCCAUAACCGCAUCAGCUCCAACACGUCUCAAGGAAUGGAUGAAUUUGGCGCCAUGCCAGUACCGGCGGCCAAGAGUAGGUUGUCCCGCGUUGUCCGCAUCGAAGAGCCGGAUGAUGUUGUCGCUAUGGAGGGUCUGAGUCUGGGGGCGAAACGCAUGCCAGGACGAAAGGUCAGAGAGGAUGUACCCGUGUUGCGGGCGGGGACGGCUACGAUUGUCUCAUGAGCCAGAAGUGGAGGUGACGCUGGCUGUGGAUAUGGCAGUGCAGGUGGAGGACUAUGUCAGUUCGUGUUGAUGCGUGACUGACUUUGACGAUCUGUACGAAAACGCGAAACUUGCUUCGUUAAGCAUUAGAUCAGCU